Molecule: messenger RNA, 1458 nt
Organism: Musa acuminata subsp. malaccensis (wild Malaysian banana)
Lineage: Eukaryota; Viridiplantae; Streptophyta; Magnoliopsida; Zingiberales; Musaceae
Product: leucine-rich repeat extensin-like protein 5
Biological process (GO): defense response
Source: RefSeq, a predicted model, not a curated record
ACCCACCCAUUUCUCCCCCUUCCUCCAACCUCGUCGCUGGGAAUCAUCAAUUGCCCUCCGCAAGCCCAGGCGUCUCAGGGAAACUUGAUUGGUCGGAAUCGAUGGACUCUCCGCGGCGCGUCCUCCCUCCGUCUCCUUCUCCUCCUCCGCCAUCUUCGUCGUCGAGGCCCCUCGACCUCGAAGUCACCGUCGUCUCCGCGAAUCACCUGAAGAACGUCAACUGGCGCAACGGCGACCUCAAGCCUUACGUCGUCGUCUACCUCGACCCCGAUCGCCGCGCCGCCAGCAAGCCCGACGACGCCGGCUCCACCCGCCCUGUCUGGAACGAGCGCCUCGCCCUCCCCCUCCCCUCGGCGGAGACCCUUCUCUUCCUCACCCUCGAUGUCUUCCACUCCAAGCCUUCCGAGACCCCCAAGCCCCUCGUCGGCACCGCCCGAUCCCGUCUCAAGGACCUCCUCCAUCAGGACGCCUUCGCCGGCUACGCCACCGGCCGCGGAGGCGGAGCCCCACCGUCUCCCGUCCGAACCCUCGAGCUCCGGCGCCCAUCCGGCCGCCCCCAGGGUAAGAUCCGCAUCAGGCUCGCCAUCCGAGAGCGCCCCUGCCCCCCACCCGAACCCAGACCCGGUUACCACUUCCCCCCUCCCCCACCCUCCUCCGGCUACUAUUUUCCCUCCAACGCUCCUCCCUUCCCUUCUCCACCUCCUCCUCACUCGGCUAGAGAUUACCGCAACUUCUCUCCGCCGCCCCCUCCCAUCCCUCCUUACGGCCACCCUAUCCCGUCCCACCCCCCUCCCUCGCAGUACCCAUAUGGAAGAUACUCCGAUCCCUACUCUUCUGGAUAUUACUCCCCUGCCGCUGCAUACUACUCGGCCCCUCCGGCUCCGGCCCCUGCCCCGGCCCAGCCCUACUAUGAUCGGCCAUCCGGCUACGGGGGGCCAUCAGCCCCGACGGGCUACUCAUCAGGGUUUUCUGCUUAUGAUCAUAGGCCAAAAGGUGGCAAAAUUGGAGCGGCUACGGGCCUGGCAGUUGGGGCGGUAGCUGGUGCAUUAGGAGGGUUGGUACUGGAAGAAGAACUGAGGUACGAGGAAGAGAAGAUCAACGAAAGGGCGGAGAGCUCUUUCUCUGCAAGAGAUGAUUAUUACAGUGACCAUCGUGCAGACUACUAACUACCAUGAACUUGCUGGUGUUCCUUGCCAUUGCUGUUCAGUAGUGUUGGAAGAGGCAAAGAUGAAUAAAUGAUGCCGCUUCAAUGUUGUCGCUUUGAUAUCUCGUACCAUCGUGUAUAUGGUGUCGCUGCAGUGUUGAUGACCAACGAACAAAGGUGUGCUUUUAUGUUCUCAUGCUUUUGGUGCACUUGAGAUUAGGACACUGUGCUUGUCUAGUAUCUAUCUCAGUUGUUGUUAUCUUGUACUGUUGUUGAAUUUCCUGUCUUGAAAAAGGUUAUUGCUUUACUUGUUA